AUGCUCUUUGCGAUCCGGACAUCGAUACACGCACUUAUUAAAGUCACCCCUUUCUUCUUGAACUACGAACGAGAAGCUGAGCUACCCUUAAACACUUUUGCAACCAACCGCCUCAAGCGAUUCUACCGCCGCAACCAAACCCUCUUUCCCUUUGAUAAAGACGACGAAGAAGAAGAAGAAGAAAAUUCGGGCUCUUUAAACGACUCGGACCUUAGCGAAUACGAGCCUUCCGACGACGGCAAAAGUGAACUGCUGUUGGAAAGACACCCUGGAGAAUGGAGUCAGCUUUGCAAAGCACGCCUGCACCAUCGUCUUAAGACGCAUGCCGCCAACCCCUCGCAUAAGAAGAAGUUGUUUUCGGCAUUCAAAAAAGGAUUUGCUAUUGUCUUAAACGCUAAAGCCAAGACUUACGGAGCUAAGUCCUUUUCUAAGGGCAAGAGCCGCCGAGCUGACGACCUUGUAGACGCCGACAAGUUAAAGGAUUUUAAAGAAAGCUUGCGACCGAUUAAGUUAUCUUUUAACGACUUUGAUUUAAGUGUAAAGAUCACUUUAAAAAGUGCGAAUUCCACUCGUGAACUACGGUUCACGAGCCAAAUCGACGAAUCUAAAGCAUCAUCUUCUCAGCCGGAAUCUUUAAACCGCGCUUUCGAUAAGGCUAUAGAAGCCUUAAGUGACUUGCCCGAAGACGAGGACGACCUAACUAGUGGCUCUAGACCUUAUUCUGGCCUCGCUGACCCCUCGUCGGCUAAGUUCACACCUAUCAACGAUGCGACCAACAAGCGCAAGAACGACACGCGCUCUUUCACCCUUAAGGAUGCUGCUGCUAGCACGUCAUCGUCCAAUGCUAGCCUUGCUAAGAGAAGAAGACCCUCUCAGCUUAAAGAGAACGAAGGAGUUGAGGACGUAAGCACGGAAAGAGAUUAUAAAGAAGCUGCCGAAGCGUAG
Molecule: messenger RNA, 945 nt
Organism: Drepanopeziza brunnea f. sp. 'multigermtubi' MB_m1
Lineage: Eukaryota; Fungi; Ascomycota; Leotiomycetes; Helotiales; Drepanopezizaceae
Source: RefSeq, a predicted model, not a curated record